GGCCGAUAGGAGCCCCCCGCCGCCGCCUCGGGCCAUGAGCGGGCAGCGGCGCCUCCGCGGGGGCUGAGCGGGGGCCGUGCCGUGCCGGGCCGUGCCGUGCAUGCCGGCGGGGCGCGUCCCGCGGCGGGGCAGCCCCGCGCCCCCCGCGCCGCCCCGCAGCCCCCGCCGAGCCGCGAUGCCGGCGGCGGGGCGCGGGCAGCCCAGCCCCUGGCUGCUGGUGCUGGGCGCCGCCGCCCCCGCGCUCUGGCUGCGCUGCGUCCUCGCCGACUUCACGGUGGACAACGAGGUGCACUCCAGCUUCAUCCACCGGCGGCUGCGCGGCCCCGAGCGCCGCGAGAUGCAGCGGGAGAUCCUCUCCAUCCUCGGCCUGCCGCACCGCCCGCGGCCCCACCUCCACGGCAAGCACAACUCGGCCCCCAUGUUCAUGCUGGACCUCUACAAUGCCAUGUCCGUGGAGGAGGGGGCGGCGGGGGCCGCCGCCGAGGACGGCGAGGGCUUCUCCUACCCCUACAAGCCCAUCUUCAGCACCCAGGGGCCGCCCCUGGCCAGCCUGCAGGACAGCAACUUCCUCACCGAGGCUGACAUGGUCAUGAGCUUCGUCAACUUGGUGGAGCAUGACAGAGAGUUUCACCAUCAGCGCUGCCACUACCGAGAGUUCAGGUUUGAUCUCUCCAGAAUCCCAGAGGGGGAAGCGGUGACGGCUGCCGAGUUCCGGAUAUACAAGGAUUACAUCCGCGAACGCUUCGACAACGAAACCUUCCAGAUUAGCGUCUACCAGGUCCUCCAGGAGCACCCGGGAAGGGAUUCAGAUUUGUUCCUGCUCGACUCUCGAACGAUCUGGGCUGCAGAGGAAGGGUGGCUGGUGUUUGACAUUACUGCAACCAGCAAUCACUGGGUGGUGAAUCCCCAACACAACCUUGGCCUACAGCUCUCCGUGGAAGGCACUGAUGGGCAAAGCAUCAACCCCAAGCUGGCGGGUCUCAUCGGAAGGCACGGCCCUCAGAACAAGCAGCCCUUCACUGUCGCCUUCUUCAAAGCCACCGAGGUCCAUCUCCGCAGUAUUCGCUCCACGGGAGGGAAGCAGAGGAGCCAGAAUCGAUCCAAAACGCCAAAGAACCAGGAAGCUUUCCGGGUGUCAAACAUUGCAGAGAACAGCAGCAGUGACCAGAGACAGGCCUGCAAGAAGCACGAGCUCUACGUCAGCUUCAGGGACCUGGGGUGGCAGGACUGGAUCAUCGCUCCGGAGGGCUACGCUGCCUAUUACUGUGAAGGAGAAUGUGCUUUCCCAUUGAACUCAUACAUGAAUGCUACAAACCAUGCCAUUGUACAGACACUGGUUCACUUUAUAAACCCAGAGACUGUGCCGAAACCCUGCUGUGCUCCUACACAACUCAAUGCCAUCUCAGUGCUCUACUUUGAUGACAGCUCCAAUGUUAUCUUAAAAAAAUACAGGAACAUGGUGGUACGGGCAUGUGGCUGUCAUUAGACUUGUAGGAAAGAAAAAGAAGGAAGAAAAAAGUUAUUUGUAAAGAGUGGGUUUGUAUGGCUAUGUGGGGGAGGGGAAAAUUUUAGCGCUCCAGCCAUGGGUUUAAAAAAAAUCCCAAACAGUUUUUAGGACCAGGCCUCUGAAAGAUCAGACAAUGGAACAGUUUCUGGAUCUAAAGUGGCAUUUGAACACAUUUUGUUUUAGUUUAUUGCAGACAAUGAGCUUGUAAACUGAAACAAGCCAGAGAAACUGUUUAAAACCUAAUCUGCCUACAAAAUUGGCUCCUACAAUACAUACUUUUGCAGAUGAGUCUUUCUGAAGAUUGCAAACUCACCAGUGUUGAUUGUGAGUUAAACAGUAAUAAUCUAUCUGAGGUGAGACUGUGCUGUGACUAACAAGUGUGUGUAGUUCCUGUAACACAGUUUGCAAUAAAAUAACUGAACAAAAUA
Messenger RNA from Pseudopipra pipra, 1935 nucleotides. It is a transcript of the gene BMP7, whose product is annotated as bone morphogenetic protein 7. Gene Ontology annotation, biological process: BMP signaling pathway. The record is from RefSeq and is a predicted model, not a curated record. Lineage: Eukaryota; Metazoa; Chordata; Aves; Passeriformes; Pipridae. Bases 101 to 1486 code for a protein of 461 amino acids. The transcript has 7 exons. Gene Ontology annotation, cellular component: extracellular region. Gene Ontology annotation, molecular function: cytokine activity; growth factor activity.